Chlamydomonas reinhardtii is the source of this 2890-nucleotide messenger RNA. RefSeq lists its product as uncharacterized. The transcript is spliced from 9 exons. Gene Ontology annotation, cellular component: SCF ubiquitin ligase complex. Lineage: Eukaryota; Viridiplantae; Chlorophyta; Chlorophyceae; Chlamydomonadales; Chlamydomonadaceae. The record is from RefSeq and is a predicted model, not a curated record. Bases 138 to 2429 code for a protein of 763 amino acids. Gene Ontology annotation, biological process: SCF-dependent proteasomal ubiquitin-dependent protein catabolic process.
UCAACGGGCUACCGCAAAACUCUUGUUGUAGUCCACGACGAACUGGUGACGACCAGCGUAAUGUCUGCUAACUACCGUGGCCUUUAGGGUGAGACUUAGAACGAUUGAAGAGAGCCUGUGAGCAGAGUGACGAAACCAUGGACUUUGCCUCCUCUGACGGACGCCCCAGCAAGCGGGCGGCACCGGAAGACGCAGAAAUGGUCGCGGCAGACUCUGCAGCCUGCGCAGCACAGUUCUUGAGGGUGGCUGAGUGCGCAUGGCGCUUACUAGACACCGACUCGCGGCGAGCUAUUCGUGCAUGCUCCCGCGAAGGCCGUGUGCUCUUCGAUCGGCUCUGGACUAGGGUUGGCAUUUCGCUGGGGCCUCCCGAGGAAGGCGAGGAGGGUGCGCCACGGCCCCCUCCGCCCGACCACUCGCCCGGGUCGCUGACUGCGGGGCUUACUGGAGCGCUAGGUCGCGGUUGCCGGCCCCAAGAGAUUGUGCUGUCACACUGCAACGAAGAAGACGACUUCAACAUGCGGGAACAGCAGGCGCUGGCAGUGCUGGGCACGCUGGCCUGCCCCAGCCUGACUUCCGUGUCUCUGACGGGCUUCACGGCGCUCACACCCGCCCUGGCCACCGCGCUGUCUGCGGCCCGGCUGCCGGGGCUGACGCGAUUGGUGGUGGAAUUCCCGGAGCAAUACGAUGUGGAGGCGCACGGCCGCGGCCACGACGCUCACGCCUUCGCCGCGGUGAGCCUACUCAUGGCCGCGGGUCCGCGGCUGCGGGUGCUGGAGCUGGUGCGGGUGGACCACUGGCCCACGCUGGUGCUGCAGGCUCUGGCGGUGUGCAGCCACCUGGAGACGUUGUCGCUGGACAUGGGCUUUGCGGAGGACGACCCCAACGCCACUGCCGACGGCGCCGCCAUGCUCCGGGCCGUGGCGGCGGUGACUGGCCUGCGCAGCCUGACGCUCAAGGGCGGGCUGCGCCUGACCGCCGACGACCUGCAGCGCCACUCGCCCACCCUGAGGUGCCUCUCCGCGCUCACCGGCCUCACGCACCUGUCGCUGCAGGUGUCGGAGUGCUACCACCGGGAGGACUCGUAUUCGUUCGAGACCAGCCCGCAGGGCCGCUCGCGCUGGAGCACCGCCUUCGGGCUGCAGCGGUCCGCGCUGGCGGCGGCGCUGCGGGCCAUGCCCGGCCUGCGCUCGCUGGACUGCGGCGGCAUGCAGCUGCGGGCCAAAGACCUGGCCGCACUCACAGCCCUCACAUGCCUCAAGCUGGGGGGCGUGGUCCUGGCGGAGCCGUCGGCGGCGGCGGCGGCCGCCGCCGCUGCCGGGCAUAACGGCGAGCUGGGAGGUGGAGGGGGCGGCGCCUACGGCGCCGCCGGCGGGAGGGGAGCAGCAGGCCCCGGCGUUGGCACGCCGGGGACGUCGGGAAGCGAGGGCGCGGCGACGCCAGGGCCGUCCGGAGCGGGGCCGGCGGCGGCGGUGCCGGCACUGGUGGGAUCAUUCGUGCUGCCGCCGCAGCUGCGGGAGCUGCACUUCGGCCGGCCGCCCUCGCCGCGGCAGCUGGCGGCGCUGCGCGCCCCGCCCUGCCUUUGCAAGGUCGUGACCACGCGCCUGGCGUGGGAGUCGCCGCGUGCGGCGCUCACCUUCAACGUGCGUGACGUGUGCUCUCCAGACAUGGCGGCCGCCGCCGGAGGCGGGGGAGGCGGCGGCGGUGGGCACGGGAACGGACACGGGCACGGCCAUGGGCAUGGUGGCGGCGGCGCCGGCGCCGCCGCGGCCGGGAACGGCGCUGCCAUAGGCGCCGGUGCCGUGGGCGCUGGCGGCGGUGGCGGCGGCGGCGGCGGCGGCUCCAAUCGGCUGCUGCCCGACACGACCGCCAUUGUGGCGGCGGCGGCGGCGCUGCUGGCGGGCCGCGUGCCGCUGCCGCCGUCGCGGCAACGCAUCGCGGUAGUGUCCUGCGACAGCGGUCCGGGGCGGCUGCUGCCUCCUGAGGGGCAGGCGGACGGCCACGCCUGCUGGCUGCCGGCGCUGGCGGCGCUGGGUGUGGAGGAGCUGGUGCUGGGUGACAUGGCGCUGGGGCUGAGGGACCUGCUGGGACUGGUGGAGGGGCUGCCGGGGCUCAAGAUGCUGGACCUGCGCUCCUGCUCCUUCCCCAUGGCGGCGCUGCCCUGUCUGGCGGGGCUGCCGGAGCUGGAGGAGGUGCAGAUCAGCCUGAGGACCUCGCCCUGCGCACAGGAGACGGCCGAGUCGGCGCUGCUGCUGCUGUUCGCACAUGCGGCGGCAGCGCGGCGGCCUGGGCUGGACGGCCGCGGCGGCGGCGGUGGGCUCAAGCGCGUGCGCGUGGAGAGGGUGCAGGCCCCCACGUGGGCGAUGGACGCGGUUCGCUCCGUGCAGGCGCUGCUGGAGCAGAAGGCACUGCCCGGGCAGCUGGUGGUGUGAGGGCGCGAGCGCAUGACCUGACAUGUGGAGGUGGCAGGUGCAGAGUUUGUGGUAGCGGUGGCUGUGGCGGGAAGGCGACAGCUGGCUGCGGCGAAGGGGAAUGGAAACGUUUGGUGGCGAGUGAGGUGUUGUCGAAGCGCUGGCGGGCGUGUCACGAGCCGUUGAGCUCGUGUGGCAGUGGCUCGCUUGGGCAGGAUAGCGUGCAGGGUUUUACGGGUGGCAAUCCGUGGUAACCUUGCAGAGUUGCAGUUUUAAUACAUGCAGCACUUACCUGGCGGCUCCAGCUGUGGUAGAACACGACCAGGUGCCGGUAUCCUUUUUGAUGAUGCGCGUGUUUGCGCGUGCAUGCGUACUGGACUUUGGUGAUGUCGCACUCAGGAUUUAUUUUAAAGUUAUGAGGGCGCCGACGCCUGCGGGGCACGCACACCUAUUUGGGUUUAGCUGUGUAAGUCCGUGACUGU